CUACAUAUACGGACGGCGGACGCCGAGACACCUGUGCACACCACGCGAGCCGCGGCAAAUACACAGAGAAGAGAGGGGACAGCAGUCAAAGAGCGAGCGAGCGAGGCGGAAGAAAUCCCUCGAGAUGGACGCAAGACCGCGACGGGCGUCGUCCUCCCCGGCGGCGGCGACGGCGGCGGCGGCCUUGUCCCUGCUGCUCCUGUUCCCCAUGUUCCUAGGGGGCCAGGCGUCGGGGUACGGCGACGAUUCGGGCGCCGGCGGCAUGACGGCGCUGCAGAAGCACGCGGCCUUCUUCGACCGCGACAAGGACGGCGUCGUCACCUUCUCCGAGACGUACGCAGCGUUUCGGGCCCUCGGAUUUGGAUUUGCUUCGUCCACCUUGAGUGCCACCUUCAUCAAUGGCGUCCUUGGCCCCCAGACCAGACCGGAAAAUGACACGGCGCGCAUGUCCAUCUACAUCGAGAACAUCCACAAGGGCAUCCACGGGAGCGACUCAGGCGCGUAUGACUCCCAAGGAAGGUUCGUUCCGGACAAGUUCGAUGCGGCCUUCGCCAAGCACGGCAAGACGGUGCCGGACGCCCUGACGUCCGCGGAGGUGGACGAGCUGAUCGCCGCGAACCGGCAGCCCAGCGACUACGCGGGAUGGGCGGGCGCAUCGGCGGAGUGGAAGCUGCUGUACAGCAUCGGCAAGGACGAGGACGGGCUCCUCCGCAAGGACGCCGCCAGGGGCGUCUACGACGGCAGCCUCUUCGCCAGGGUGGUGCAGGAGCGGAGGGCAUCCUCGCUAGAAGAAACCCAGGCAUGAUCGUGGCACGCCGUCACGGUCUGUGUGUGUGGCUACCGUACAAGCGACGGAGGCCAGUCUGAACACUACUUGAGUCCGUCCGAACUGAUGCGUCGCUGGCUAGGUACAGGGCAUUACUGGUACUCCCUUCGUCACGGUUUAGAAGGCGUGCUUGGAAAUUAUCCGAGACCUAUGUGGUUAUCUAUUGGUUGUGAGUGGUUGUGAGAUGGGUUAAAAAUAGCAUUCACACUAUCCAUACAUAUAGAAAUAGUACAUCGAAGUACUAAUUAGCUACUAGAAAUAAAUGCAAUACGCGCUAAA
This is a messenger RNA of Triticum aestivum (bread wheat), 1105 nucleotides long. Its product is annotated as probable peroxygenase 5. The transcript has 6 exons. The record is from RefSeq and is a predicted model, not a curated record. The coding region runs from base 125 to 805 and encodes 226 amino acids. NCBI's taxonomy places the organism in Eukaryota, Viridiplantae, Streptophyta, Magnoliopsida, Poales, Poaceae. Gene Ontology annotation, molecular function: monooxygenase activity; calcium ion binding.